AUGUCGCUCACACAUAUGCAUCCGGAGGACGAUGCACCUCCACCUUACACUCCAACCGACCCUCUGACUCCAGCUUCCACGAUCAAUGACGCCGCAAGCCAGGUGUCAGCAGAGAACGUUCCAUCAUAUACCCAUGCCGUAGAGGCCCCAAAUUUUGUUUCUGCAGUACCAUAUUUUAGCGAGCGCGGCCUGCCGUCGAAUGUGCAGCCUGGCGCCCAAAUCCUGGAGCAUGCGCUAGUUUUCUACAAACGAAGCCAGGCCAAAGACUUUUCGAGAUAUCCUCGCUGCUGGCGCCCCAAGACCGAAGAUAUCACUCAGCAUGACUGGGAUACGUUUCUAAACUACCUUCUACCGCCGCAUCUUGGGCCGGCGUCGAAUCACCCUCAGUUGCCGCAAAAGCUGCGGGCUGAGAUCGAACGUGAUCGUAAAGACAGGCCGCAGGAGACAGAGGACGAGCGGCAAUGGAGGAUUACUGCGGUUGUUACAGAAUGGAAUGUCAACUUUUUCCAGCCUCGCGGAGCCAUGGUAGUCUAUUGUUUUGUUCGUGAAGAUGGAACCCAGCCCGAGUCUCCGUUAUGUCCGUCGUGCUAUCCAAACACUACCUCAUCCAGAUCUCGCAAUGAUAACCCCCAGCCUGUGGCUGAAGUGCCUACGGGCACUGCCUCGAGAGAAGUACAUGAGCUACCUCAGCCACCGACUAUGGUACCAAGUGGCCAGCAGAACGUGCAGACGACGGAAAUCCCAGCAGCAGCAGCAGCAGCUACAGCAGCAAGCGGAGGGAGCUCGGAUAAUCAAUAUCAAUAUAGAUCCGGACAUGCAGGGGGCCCAGGAGUGUGGAUUUUUAACCCUGGUGCGGCAGUGAAUAACAUUGCCUCGAUGAUUUCAGACCAAGUUCAACGAUAUAGCCAGUAUGUAUCAGAGCAAGCCAUGGAGCACAGCAGAAAGGUGAGCGAGCAGGUCCAAGCAGCUAGCCGGGAAGUGGAAAGAAAUGCUCAGACACAUGCAUUUUAUGUUCAGCAGCAGGCUGUGGAUGCUAGAAACAAGGCUAUCAACAACUUUACCACUUACAGGGACCAAGCUCAGUCAUCAUGGAGUGGUCACCAUGGACCCCACGGCUGGUUUGGGGCCCAUGGUCACUGUCAACCUCACCAUGGCGGAUGGGGAGGAAGAGGUUACGGGGGGUGGGGGCAAGGUAGAAGCACUUGGGGUCCGGGAGGAUGUCAACCAGGGAGUUCUGGCUGGGGAUUUUGGCAGCAGAAAGCCGAGCCAGCAGGCCAGCGAGGACGCGAAUGGGGCCACAUUGAACAGAAAGGGAGAAGAGCGAGAAGUGCUUCUGUCUCCUCGUCAUCAUCAUCGUCCUCUUCGUCAAGCAGCUCCUCUGAGUCACUGGAUUCUGCUUCAUCCGACUCCGAUUUGAAAAAGAGUGAACUUGCCGCUCUUAAAACCGCGCUCCGCAAUCUCAAAGAGCAACAGGAGCAAAGAAAGCUCUCUACAGCCGACUACAGGGCACGCAGAAAGGAGCUACGGCGAGACUGUAGAGCGUUGAGAUCAGCUCGAAGGGAAUUCCGCUCGGCUGGGCGGCGAUGCCGUGGUACAAGCUCCAGCGGCCACGGCGGCUGCGGCCCUCGUGCAGGCGGCCAACCGCCUGCUGCUCGAGGAGAGUUCAGCUCUGACAUUGACGAGAUCAAGAAGGAUAUGCAGGAGAUCAAGGACCACUAUGUUAAUUUGAUUCGCAGCCUGCAAGGUGAGAAACGAGAGCUGAAGCAAGCGGAGAAGAACCACAAACGAGAAGAGAAACUGGCCAGAAAGGAGGAGAAACUGGCCAGGAAACAUGAGAAGGCAGCGAGGAAGGAAGAGAAGAGGAGAGCCAAAGAGAAGGGCAAGGGGAAAGCCAAAGCAGAGUCGGAUGCUCCCCUAGAGAGACAGAUGGAGAAUAUUAAUGUAUCGAGUACGCCUCUUCCAGAGUACCCUCAGACUCCCCAGAUGGCCGGAACGGUGGUGAAAGAUGUCAAGCAGUAA
This is a messenger RNA of Nannizzia gypsea CBS 118893, 2019 nucleotides long. RefSeq lists its product as hypothetical. The transcript has 2 exons. The record is from RefSeq and is a predicted model, not a curated record. Lineage: Eukaryota; Fungi; Ascomycota; Eurotiomycetes; Onygenales; Arthrodermataceae. Bases 1 to 2019 code for a protein of 672 amino acids.